Messenger RNA from Penicillium malachiteum, 1005 nucleotides. RefSeq lists its product as uncharacterized. The record is from RefSeq and is a predicted model, not a curated record. NCBI's taxonomy places the organism in Eukaryota, Fungi, Ascomycota, Eurotiomycetes, Eurotiales, Aspergillaceae. The coding region runs from base 1 to 1005 and encodes 334 amino acids. The transcript is spliced from 4 exons.
AUGGCUACUUCGACGGCUGUUUUAAGCAUCCAUCUAACCGGUCUUUGUCUUGGCAUUAAGUGUGCGUAUCUCCACGACCAGGCGCUUCCCUCCACGCAACAGCAAUCAUUUGGGGUUCCUGGCGCCAAGGUUUCAGAGAAGCCCUUUGCCGCAUUUCAUUUCAACAUCACCUACCCGGCUGUCUCACCGUGGUCACGUUUCUUCUGUCCCUUUCGCACUCUGUCCAUCGCUUUUAAGUACUGUUAUCUAUCUUCUUCCCCUUUCUUCAUUCACUUCCCCUCCAAUCAUUAUUUGGCUGCCUUAAUGAUGUUAGAUUGCUCCCAACCGGUUGAAUAUAACAAUGAGCGGAGUCUGGACGAUAAUUCCAGCUCCGAUAUGAGCGAGGUCUUUUCGGAUAUUAAAUCUGAUAGCGACUCUAACACUGACCUAGAACUUGAUAGUGAGAAUUCCGAUAGUGAUGAUGAUAAGCUCGACGGCAGUGUUUUCAGCGAUGAGGGCCAACUGUCUCCAGAAUACUACUUGGCCCAAGCAGAAAGCUUAGAUGUCUCACAACUUCGACAAAAGCGGUACGCUGAUAGUACUCAGGGAUAUCUAGAUAAUACCCGUAUAUACUGGGAUAGGUACUAUCGGCAUAUUGGUGUUGACCUAGUGCUACACUGGAAAUCGAUCUCGGACUUUAACGAGACGGUCCAAUUCCUCUAUGGAUUUUUUGGCUGGAGGUGUGACAUUUGCCGUGGCAAGGACGGUCGACACUGUCCGGGCUUUCAAGUCAAGAGCUCAUUGCAAACAUUCUGGAAGUGGUGGCAUCUUGUUCUUAAACAGGAGACAGAAUCGGAGCUAAACAAAGAAACUAUUCGCAAAGUAGAGGACAUUAUUACCCUUAUGGCCGAGGAGAAAAAGCUCAAACUCACCCAGCGGCCAAAGAAGAACAUAUACAUUAAAGACGUUGCGGAGUUCGCAUAUAUUCUCUUGAAAACCACUGAAAUGACAUAUAGGUGCGGCUAG